This is a messenger RNA of Ochlerotatus camptorhynchus, 5165 nucleotides long. RefSeq lists its product as uncharacterized. The transcript has 4 exons. The coding region runs from base 51 to 4979 and encodes 1642 amino acids. Gene Ontology annotation, biological process: regulation of transcription by RNA polymerase II. The record is from RefSeq and is a predicted model, not a curated record. Gene Ontology annotation, cellular component: nucleus. Gene Ontology annotation, molecular function: RNA polymerase II transcription regulatory region sequence-specific DNA binding; DNA-binding transcription factor activity, RNA polymerase II-specific. Lineage: Eukaryota; Metazoa; Arthropoda; Insecta; Diptera; Culicidae.
UCCGGUAAUCCGGUAGGGCGUUGUUACAGCCCCGAAAGCAUAAUACGAGCAUGAUGAUGCCGAGAUCCGAUUUUGCCGUACGCGUGGUGCUAUUGAUAAGCCUAAUUUCCCUGGUGUGUGGAAUCAAACCCGAAAGCAGUAAAAGCAGCAGCAGCCACCAUAACAAGCAUAGACCCAAAAGGUAUGAUGAGGACGAGCCUUCAGAACAGGUUUACUAUGUUGACCAAAUAGCAUCUGAUUCUGAGAUUUCUCCCUGGACUUCGAAUCGCAUAUUCGCCAAGACCACCGAAAAUGGUAAACAGUCCCAGUACAUAAUCAACGUUUCCCCGGAAGAUGAAGUCAUCAUCCACCAAGGGGGUGCAACUGAUCGUAACUCCGACCAGGAGCCGGAUCGGGAUCAAUCCCCGCAGGACUUUGUCCAGCAAGCACUUCGAAUGCGAGAGCACUACAUGAAGGGAUCCGGUGCCAAAGCUUCCACUCCGCUUCCGGCCAGCUCAUUUGUCGAGUACACCACGGUCAAGUACGAUCACUUUGGACCAAGCAAGUCACCACUUCCGUCAGCUGCUCCGGGUCACUAUAGCAAACCUGUUCCAUCGAAAGCUCAUCCUCCACAGCCACAGCAGCAGCAGCCAGCACCAUCUGGAUACCAGGCACCGGUCAACUACAGACCAAAGCACAUGAAACCCAAGCCCACCAAGAUUCCGGUAAACACGGUAACCCCAUUCAGUGACAUUGAGCUGCCAGAAGCCGAAGCCACCAGUCCCUACUGGAAGGAUAAACCCAAAGAUCAACCCAAGUCUCCAAAGCAUAAUCCCAUUAAACAACAGGACACUCAAGCUUCGACGCUCUACAUUCAAAAAGUCAAGCCUAUUGAUCCUGUCUACACCAGCUACAAUACCCAUCACGAAACUGGCAGCAGUUUCAAGGAAUACCAGCAAUUACCACAAACUGACUCAAAAGGAUCCAGUUCUGUCUUGAAUGUUCAAAAAGUCAAACCACCAUCCAACCACAGACCCAGCUUCCACCACGAAGACACAAAUGGCUACGUUGAAAAGAAACACAAGCACAAGCACAUUUCCUCCGAAGAAAUCCGUUACAAACCAAAACAUAAGACCCACGACCACCAUCACCAAAUUGAACAAGCAGCUGAAUUCUACCCGGAGAAAAUCCGUCACACUGUCGAACGUCAACCUACCAAACAUCACCAGGCGUCCUCUGCGGAUCAUUUCAAUAAGUACUAUCUACCUCAGGCAUCCGUUAGAGAAGUUAAGCUCGAACCCGAACCGUCACCAUCUGUCGAACCGUACCGAUAUCAACCUCCGAAGAGCUACCCUCCCGAAGAAGCCAACAAGUACAAAUUCCACAAGGAAAUAUCCACCACUGCCGAGCCCUAUAAACCGUAUCACCAUCUAAAGUCCUUCAAUGAAGAAAAGCAUACUAUGAAGGAUGAACCCUAUCGUCAUCAUCCAUCGCCAAGACCACACCACUUCGAGUAUGCCGGCCCCUCACUAAAGCCCCAUCACGUUGAAUACCCUAGUGACAAACCAAAAUACAGCGAACAGUUCUCGAAAGAAGAAAACUACCCGAAGUCUUUUCCAAAACCGCACGUCGUUGAAAUCCCAAAACCCGAACCCUACAAACCAACCCGGCCAAAGGUGGAGGAUGAAGUUAUUAAAAUUGGACCUUCCCUUCCUCCCAAGUACUACGAGGAACCUUCUCCAGCGCCAAGCUACGCCAAGGUCACCACGUACCCGACCCAGGAAUCUUCCAGCUCGCACCAAGUCUACCACCGGGUAAAGGCCCCUCAGCCAGGUGAUCCAUACAAAUUCAAACCUAACCCAAAUCCAGAAAUCUCCAGUGCCAGUCACGGUUUCCAGAAACCCACCGCUCCAAACUAUCCCAAAUACAUCCCUACCAAAAUGCCGGAGCUAGAAGAUCCCAAAACCAGUUUCAAACACGCGUAUCCUUCGACCGAACCCAUACCCAACUACAUCCCUUCAUCGACUCAGGAAACCUAUAGCGCUUCCCCAGAGUACCCGAAGGUCUUCUCUCUUGCCCCGACCACCUACUCCCCAAAAUAUGCCAUGUCCCCAACUCCUGAUACCUUCGAUUUUCCGCAUAUGAGCGAAGCUCCCAAGUCCUUUUCCAAAUACAGCGAACCUACUCCAUCAACCAAGGUCUACGGUACCAUCGUCCCAUCCGAGUCACCAUUCAAGACCCUCAGUACCAAGAUCUACAUGAAACCUUCGCCAACCGAGCUUUCCUACCCCGAACACAAGGACACCUCCAUGAAACCCUUCCAAAAUCGCACAACCUCCGUCGAGUUUUCCCCAUCUCCCACCGAGGAAGCUCAAUCUGAAUACUAUACCAAUCCGGAGCAUACCACGUAUUACGUGUUUGCAAACGGCACAGAAAUCAAGCUCGGUAAUGACCCUUCCAAAAUCCCGUCGGAGUAUCGAGUCACGCCAGGAGAUGCUUCUUACUUCAGUUCCAACUAUUCAACGAAGUUGGCCGAAGACUAUGCAAUGAAGUUCAACUGGGACAGUAUUCCAUCGUCCACGCGGGAUGGUGACUUCUUCGUCAGCCCGGAGACAGCCGUCAAGGAAGGGAAAAUGAAGUCAAAAAAGCCAAUGAAACCACCGGUGAUGUACUCCAAAAAACCGAUCAAGACUGUCACCAUCUAUCGGAACACGCACCGUUCGGCUGACGAUACGGAGAUGGAGGGUGGAUUUGAGCCCUCCGAUCACUACUUCAAACAUUCGGGAGCUGUUCCUCAGAUCAGCGAUAAGCGGGGUGAAGUUACGGAUGAUGAUGAAGAUUUCUUCUUCGCCAAUGGAGAGGUGAUUUUGCAGGACGACCCGAGCAAGGCGUCCAAGAAAAAUGCAAUCUUCCUUCCACCUGGUUUGAAUAAUCCCGGGCAGAUGAUGCUAAAGCUAGCUCAGCAACAACAACUGCAACAACAACAACAACUGCAGCAACAACAACUGCAACAGCAACAUGUGCAACAACAACAACAACAACAACAACAACAACAACAACAGAAGCAGCAACAGCAGUUGCCUUUACAGCAGCAGCCACUACAGCAGCAGCCACUACAGCAACAGCAUCAGUUGCAGGAUCAGCAGGUCCCGGAUAUGGACAUGAGUGGUGAACCUUCGAAGAAACAUCAGUACUUUGUGCUGUAUCACAUUGAAGAUAACAAGAAAAAGCCUAGACCGCAACCACCGGCAACCACUCAAGCGCCAACCCCACCACCAAUCAAACAGGAGAUUCACUAUCACUACAGUGAGAAGGAAACUGAAGAACCGGAGGUCACCCACGAGCACUACAACUAUCACCACGAAGAAACGAUUGAGGAUUUGGAUGACGAUGUCCAGCAUCACUACAUCAACCCCAAUGCCGGCAAGUUCAACUACCGACCGAACACUGCUCAUCCGUCGUACAAGUUCAAGGAUAGUGCGGGAUCGGGUAGCGAGACGUCGGUGAGAGUAGUUGAUCCGAACUCCAAACACGGUCGACCCAUGGAGAUUACCAAGCAGGAAUACAUGCGGCAUGUCCAGAAUGCUGUCCUCAAGUAUAUGAAGCAGUUGCAAGAUGAAGGACGGUUACCGGUGGUGGGACAAGACUCGGAUGAUACUCAGAAGACGUUUGAAGAAGUGGAUAUUCAGGCGCUUCUAAAUGGAAACAAUGCACAGCACAAGUUUCAGUUGAAUCCAACUCCAACCAAGUUCACCAAUCUGCCAAUGAACCCAAGUCAGUAUAAACCGAUGAAGACGGUUCAAAGCUCUAGCUCGUACAGACCAGCGUCCAACCUGAAGAUGCCAAAGAAUACGUACACUGCAGGUAAGCCGUUGAAGUCUGCGAUCGAAAGUCUUCAGGAACAGCUCGGAAACAGCGUGGACUUGACGGUGAAGGGAACUAAAGCUCCAUAUAAACCGGAUCUUUCAGCGAUCGAUGUAGGUCAAUCAUAUCUUCACUACGAUCCACCUGCUCCGGUCAAGAGUUCUGUAUCGAAUUUCGGUAAUCCAUCCGUAGUGCAGAUUCCGGCUCAGAAAACGAAGCUGCAAUUUAAUCAACAGACGUAUCACGACAUCAACUCCCUGACGAACCUGAAGGAAAGUCAGAAUUUGAAAACUUCUUCUCCGUAUUCGUCUUUCAAGGGAGGUUCGGCCAAUGUGGGUGCCUCCAUCAGCUUCGGUGGUGCCAACAAGGUAUCCACGAGCCACAACGAUGACGCCAAGCUUGGGCCAGAAGCCCUGGAUGCACCGAUACAGAUCAUCAACGGUAUCCCGAUCACAAAUCCCUAUAAUAUCGAUAUGAAUACGCUGAGGUACAUGUUGGGAGGUAUAGCUCAGGCUCAGGCUGAACAUCAACAACAGCAGGUCAAGCCACAAGAACCGUCCAUCAAGCUGAAGGGUUCCAACUGGAUGUCGCUUCCGACGAUGACCACUGCGGCCCAGAUUUUCAACUCCCCCAUGCAAACCUUCCAUCAUGGACCAUCUGAAGCGAGCAACUACAAAUAUAAUGCCAACUUCGACAGCAGUAACUUCAAGAUCAAGGUUCCACAAAAGCAUAAGGACUUCAAGUCAAAACCCGUGGGAAUAGACUCGAUCGGCAGUACUUCGAUGAACUACGCCUCUUGGGGUGAACCUCCGCGGCAGAACCGACAGCUUGGUAACCAACUACUACAACAACAGCAGCAGCAACAACAACAGCAGCAGCACCAACACCAACAUCACCACCAUCAUUCGCAACCACUGCAACAGCAACACCAUCAGCAGCAGCACCAGCUGAGUCGACCUAACCGUGAGUUCAAUCCGGAGCUGUUCCUGAAUCCACAAGGUCAAUUUAUGAGCCCGGUAAUGAAGAAGAAAAACGGACCGGUCGAUCGGAAAAGCACACACAGCAAACCAACGCUAGUGACCAAGCCGAAGAAGAGCAGCUUGGACACGAAUCUGCGACCACCGCCAGCGGGAUAAGAGAGGCGGAAAUGACGGAGGGAGGUUUUAGGGCUUCGGAAACAGUUCUGGUGGUGAGUGGAACUGAAGGGUGUGCGAUAUUGAGUUUUGAGAUCCGUUUGUAAGUGAUCUGUAAACUUGUAGAUAGGACAGUUAGGAUUAUUUAUUUAGUAGUGAGUAGUGAUUCCUAAGCUUGCUUCUCGCGUA